This is a messenger RNA of Penicillium vulpinum, 7149 nucleotides long. RefSeq names its product type I polyketide synthase. The transcript has 4 exons. Lineage: Eukaryota; Fungi; Ascomycota; Eurotiomycetes; Eurotiales; Aspergillaceae. Gene Ontology annotation, biological process: secondary metabolite biosynthetic process; fatty acid biosynthetic process. Gene Ontology annotation, molecular function: phosphopantetheine binding; oxidoreductase activity; fatty acid synthase activity. The record is from RefSeq and is a predicted model, not a curated record. Bases 1 to 7149 code for a protein of 2382 amino acids.
AUGGCCACUCAUAACUCACAGCCCUUCCAAGAUGGCGUCCUACCCUCCCCCAAAGCCUUCCUCCAAGUACCCAUUGCUGUCGUUGGGAUGGCCUGUCGUCUCCCCGGCCACUCUACCACUCCAAAGAAGCUCUGGGACUUCCUCGAACGGGGCGGUAUUGCCUCCAACGACACACCCUCAACGCGCUUCAACCUCGCCGCACAUCACGAUGGUUCCAAGAAACCCAAGACGAUGCGCACGCCCGGCGGCAUGUUCAUCGAGGAAGCCGACCCGCGGGAUUUUGAUGCCGGGUUUUUCGGUAUCUCAGGAGCCGACGCGGCGGCUAUGGAUCCACAGCAACGGCAGCUGAUGGAAGUUGUAUAUGAGUGUUUGGAGAAUUCGGGCGUGCCACUUGAGAAGCUUUAUGGGGCACAGGUCGCGUGUCAUGUAGGCUCUUAUGCCGUUGAUUACGAUGCGAUACAGGCUCGUGAUCCUGAGGAUCGGGCGCCAGGAGCAGUUGUUGGUAUCGGGCGUGCGAUGUUGAGUAACCGGAUCAGCCAUUAUUUCAACUUCAAGGGGCCUAGUAUGACGAUAGACACUGCCUGCUCUGGGAGUUUGGUUGGUCUGGAUGUGGUAUGCCGUUAUCUUCAUACCGGGGAAGUGGAUGGCGCCAUCAUUGGUGGAGCGAACAUGUACUUUAGCCCGGAGCAUAACCUCAACACUGGUGCUAUGAGCGUCGCGAACUCCCUUUCCGGUCGCUGCCAUACCUUCGACGAGAAGGCAGACGGGUAUUGCAAGGCGGAGGCAAUCAACUGCGUUUAUUUGAAGCGACUUAGUGACGCGGUACGCGAUGGAGACCCUAUUCGCGGAGUCAUUCGAGGCAGCGCGACCAACAGUGAUGGCAACACGCCCGGUAUCGCCAGUCCCAACUCCGCAGCUCAAGCAGCCGCUAUUCGGUCUGCUUACGCCCACGCGGGGAUUACGAAUCUGAAUGACACCAGUUACCUGGAGUUUCACGGGACAGGAACUCAGGCGGGAGACCCUCUUGAGGCGAGUGGUGUAUCGUCAGUGUUCAGCCCGACUAGGAAGCCGGAGGCGCCACUAUAUAUUGGCUCAGUCAAAAGUAACAUUGGUCAUUCGGAGCCGGCUGCGGGAAUCAGUGGAUUGAUCAAGGCUGUCUUGAGCAUUGAGAAAGACCUGAUUCCUGGAAACCCGACCUUCAUUACCCCCACCCCAAAGAUCGAUUUCGAAGGUCUCAAGGUGCAAGCCAGUCGGGCAAACCGCCGCUGGCCAGUCGCUCCAUUCAAGCGUGCAAGCGUGAAUUCCUUUGGUUACGGGGGAUCAAAUGCACACGUCAUUGUCGAGGAGCCUAAAGUCCUCCUGCCUCAUAUUGAGAGCACAUAUGUUUCCUCGUACCAGGCUGAAGCUGACCUAUUUGCUGACGAGGAGGAGGCCUCUGUAGGCCAGCCCCAACUUCUUGUACUAUCUGCAAACGAUGAAGCAUCCCUUCGUGCAAGCGCGACGGCGUUGAAGAAUCAUCUGACCAACCCUAAUGUCAAAGUUUCGCUAGAAGAUCUUUCGCAUACGCUCUCAGAACGUCGGUCGCACCAUUUCAACCGCGGCUAUCUGAUCACAGAUAAAGUUUUCAUCGAUGAAAGUUCUCUUGUGGUUGGUAAGAAGUCUAUCACUGAGCCCCGUGUAGGGUUUAUCUUCACUGGCCAGGGAGCUCAAUGGCCCCAAAUGGGCAAAGCAAUUAUCGACACGUUCCCCGAAGCUCGCGAAAUCGUUGUUGAGCUUGACAAGUUCCUCCAGGACAGCUCACUUCCUCCAUCAUGGUCUCUCUUGAGUGAACUGAUCGAACCGCGCGGGGCAGAACAUCUCCGCCAGCCAGAAUUCUCCCAGCCUCUGGUCACUGCUCUCCAGAUUGCCUUGGUCGAUAUCUUUAAGAAAUGGGGGGUAUCGCCAAAGACUGUCGUCGGUCACUCCUCGGGUGAAAUUGCUGCCGCGUACGCAGCAGGCCUGCUUUCCAAGAAAGCAGCCAUCAGGGCAGCUUACUACCGUGGUCAAGCUGCUGCCUUGGCUGGAAUAAUUGCCGAGGGCCCAGCGUCUCAGGUACAGCAGCAUCGGCAAGCAUGUGGUAUGUUGGCUACUGGUAUCGGUGCCGAAGAGAUCACCAAUUACCUUCAGGGUUUGGGGCAGAGCGUGCAGAUUGCUUGCUACAAUAGCCCGAGCAGUUUGACACUCUCCGGUACCAUGGAGGGUCUCACCAAGGUGCAGAAGCAAUUGACUAAGGAUAGCAAAUUUGCCCGAAUGCUACAAGUCAAUGUAGCCUACCAUUCGACCUUCAUGGAUGAGAUCAGUCAUGGCUAUACGGAUCUGCUGGCCAAGGACUUUGAGCACCUUCCAUUUAAAGAGGGUGCUGUACGAAUGUUCUCAUCUGUGACAGGAAAGCAAUUGACUGGACCCACAGACUCCGACUACUGGAAGUCGAAUAUGGUCUGCCCUGUCCGCUUUGACGCCGCUCUGACAAACAUGUUGACAGGCAGCGAUGCUCCCGACUUCCUUAUCGAGCUUGGUCCUGCUGGUGCUCUGAAGGGCCCGACUUUGCAGGUCUUGAAGAGUCUCGGGAGCAUCAAGACUCAAUACACUAGCGCCAUGGCUCGUGGUGCAACAGACAUGAAGUCCAUUUUCCAAGUUGCCGGAUCUCUUCACAUCGCUGGUGGCAAGGUCAGCCUGAACCAGGUUAACAAAAUUGAAGGCGUGAACCCAAAGGUGGUGGUUGAUCUGCCAAAUUAUUCGUGGAACCACUCGACAAAGUACUGGUACGAGAGCGAAGCAUCAAAAGAUUGGCGCAAUAGACUCUUCCCGCCGCAUGACUUGCUUGGUAGCAAGGUCCUCGGAAGCCCAUGGCAAUCACCAGCUUUCAUGAGAUCUUUGAACGUGCAGGACCUGCCAUGGAUUGCUGACCAUAAGAUGGGUCCCGACAUAGUCUUCCCAGCUACUGGUUAUAUCUCCAUGGCGAUCGAGGCUAUUUACCAGAGAUCCGACGCCUUACAUAUCCUCGAAGGCGGGAAGAAGGUUGAGAACCCUCGGUACCGUUUGCGGAACGUGCAGUUUAAGAAGGCGCUCGUAUUGCCAGACAACCAAUCUACCCGGAUGUCGCUGAGCUUGACUGCCCACACUGGCGUUGGUGACUGGUUUGAGUUCAGGGUAUCUUCACUUUCUGGCACAAUGUGGACUGAACACGUGCGUGGCUUGAUCCGAAUCGACGAGGACAUUCCUCAAGUGGCCUCUGCUGAAGACACCAAGCCUCUUGAGCAUCCAGUCGAGGCAGGACUAUGGCACAAGGCUAUGCUCGACGCCGGAUAUAGCUUUGGUCCCAAGUUUCUCAAGCAAGUUCAAGUUGAAGCACGUACAGGAGCGCGGACUAGCAGAUCAGUCUUGGAGCUAGAAGUACCCGAGUCCAAGUACCCACAGUCCAAGUACCCCAUGCAUCCCGCUGCCAUGGAUGGAUGCCUUCAGACUUGCGCGCCGUCUCUCUGGAAAGGAAACCGCCAUGCGAUCAACGCUGUUCUUGUUCCUGCGAUGAUCGACAGUCUGGUCAUAACCUCCUGCAAGGCUGAUCGCGGUCUCUCGCUGACCUCCGCUGCUUAUGUCGGUCUUGGUCGUCCCACCGACAACAAGAACUACAUGUCCGACGCGAGGGUAUAUGACCCUAAGACUGGCAGCCUCCUCUUGCAUUUGUCUGGCCUCCGCUAUACUAGAAUUGAUACUGGCCCAAGCGUGUACGAUGCCCAUACUUUCAGCGCCGUGGUCUCUAAGCCUGACGUCUCUUUCCUCUCCACCCGGAGCUUGCAACAACUAGCCGAGAAGGAGCAAGAUUCACAGGACCCCAGUGUAGGCGUCGCAGGCGAGAUAAUCAAGCUCGCCGCUCACAAGAAGCCCACCCAGCGUGUUCUCGAACUCAAUUUUGUUCCUGGAGUAAGCCAGAGCGUAUGGGCCAGCUCCAUUGCGGGUCAAGACAUCAUUGGCAAAACCUAUCGCCAGUUCGUCUAUCGUCUCACAGACCCGAAGGCCCUCGUUGAGGCCGGCCAGCAAUACACAUCUGAGAAGAUGGAGGUCUCCCUGUUCGACCCUGGAAACAUUGCUUCUGCCGAGGAUGAAUUCGAUUUUGUUGUGGUCCGUCUGUCACCAGCAGCGGUAAAUGUCGAGCAGGUGGCAAAACAACUCAAAAAUGUCGUCAAGAAGGGUGGCCAAGUUCUCUUCCUUCGCCAUCGCGCUGUUCAGCAUAGUGAGGACAUUAUUAAUGGAGAAGCUGAGAAAUUCGACAACGGCUCGUACGCUGACCUGCUCAAAUCCGCUGGCUUGAACUUUGCCGGCCACUUGGCAUUUGCAGAGAGCAACGAGUUCGCAAGUCUGAAUCUUUCUUGUGUACAGGCUGAGGCUGAUUGCACCAGUAAAGAGGUUUCAAUCUACCAGUUCUUGGAGCGGAGCACCUCGGCACCUAAGCUCAUUGCCGCACUGAAGGCACGCGGUUGGAAUGUUACCACUUAUGGUGCCGGUGAGGCCGGCAAAGCUCCCAAGCGUUUGCUAGUGCUCGAUGAGCUUGAUGCAGCAUUAUUGCCAACCCUAUCAUCUGAGCAAUGGGAAUCAUUGAAGAGUCUGCUUGCUUUGGAUAAGCGCAUCCUCUGGGUGACCACUGGGUCGCAGACCUGCGUCUCGAGCCCCAACAAAGCUAUGAUUCAUGGAUUAGGUCGCACUGUUCGUGCCGAGGAUCCUUUGGUUCAACUAACAACCUUGGAUGUCUCCGGUAGUUCGACAGAGGCUACAUUGGAGUCAGUGGAGACCAUUCUCGAGAGAUUGGGCCAGCCCGAAGUAUUCAACCACGUUGACAGCGAGUUUAUUGAGCGCAAUGGAUUGAUUUACAUAAACCGUAUCCAGCCAGAUGAUCAAGUCAAUGCUGCCGCAAGUGAGAAUUUCCAGGGCUCUGAGCUGGUCAACCAGUCUCUGCACGAUUCGCCCAAUAUGAUCCGCUUGCGGUGCGAGCGUGUUGGAACGACAGAUUCUCUUAUCUACUCCGAGGUCGCACCCCACGAGCUACCGCUGGAUGACAACAAGGUUGAAGUCGAAGUCUAUGCUGCCGGACUAAACUAUAAGGAUGUCGUCAUCACCAUGGGGAUUGUGCCUGAGAACGAGCAUAUUCUCGGAUUGGAGGGCGCUGGUAUUGUUCGCCGCCUCGGGAAAAAUGUGCAUAAUGUUCGUGAGCUUGAGAUCGGGCAACGGGUCCUCGUCUUCAAGAAGGGCGCUUUUUCCAAUCGUGUUCACGCUGAGGCUGAGCGUGUGUUCCCAAUUCCGGACUCCAUGACUUUUGAGGAGACCUGUACUUUGGCAUCUUCUUACUUGACCGGCAUCCACUCUCUCUUCGACCUUGCUGAUACCAAGAAAGGUUCCAAAGUGUUGAUCCAUUCAGCAUCUGGUGGGUUGGGUUUGGCUUGUAUCCAGCUUUGCCAGUACAUUGGCGCCGAGGUCUUUGCGACAUGUGGUAAUCAUGAGAAGCGUGACUUUUUAGUUGAGCAUGCAGGUGUCCCCACCGAUCACAUCUUCAACUCUCGUGAUGCCUCUUUUGGAAUGGAUAUCAUGGCAGCUACAAACGGCUAUGGUGUUGAUACUAUCUUGAAUUCUUUGACGGGCGACCUUCUCGACGAAUCCUGGCGUUGUAUUGCCGCUGAAGGUACCAUGGUCGAGCUUGGUAAGAGAGACAUGCUUGACCGCAAGGGCCUGAGCAUGGAGCCUUUCAGCCGCAACGCUUCCUACCGAUGCUUUGACAUGGGUCACGAUGUGGUGUCUGACGCCAUGAUCAACAACUUGCUCAAGAGGCUGUUUGUUCUCCUCGAUGCUGGCCACGUCAAGCCCGUCCAUGUGGCGACGACAUUUGGAUGGGAUAACGUUUCAGGCGCGAUGCGUUACAUGCGUUCCGCAAACCAUAUUGGAAAGAUUGUCAUUACGAGUGGAGACGGGCCUGUCAAUGUGCCCGUACGUCCGAGCAGGUUGCCGCUUCAGCUCCGAGGUGACGUUAGUUAUUUUUUGAUUGGCGGACUGAAAGGUCUUUGUGGAAGCGUUGCUGUCAAUCUAGCUGGUCUUGGUGCAAAGCAUAUUGUCGUCAUGGCCCGAAGCGGCUAUGGCGACGAAGUGUCCCAGCGCGUGAUUUCGGAUCUUGCUGCUCUGGGCUGCGGUGUUACCCUUGGCCAAGGAGACGUGUCCAAGGCUGAUGAUGUUCGUCGGGUAAUUAAACAGUCUCCAGUAUCCAUUGGGGGUGUGAUUCAGGGAGCCAUGGUACUUCGGGAUCGUAUUUUCACGGAUAUGAGCAUUGAAGAGUACCAUUCCGCUGUGGAUUGUAAGGUUGCGGGAACCUGGAACAUUCACAAUGCUCUCAUUGAAGAGAACAUGAAGGUCGACUUUUUCACUAUGCUUUCAUCAAUCUCCGGUGUCGUGGGUCAAAAGGGGCAAGCUAACUAUGCUGCUGCCAACGCCUUCUUAGACGCUUUCGCGAUCUACCGCCGGAGCCUCGGCCUAGCCGGCAACUCCGUCGACCUGGGCGCUAUUCAAGAUGUCGGCUACAUGAGCCACCACGUCGACCUACUACAGAAUCUCAGCUCCGAUGCCUGGACCCCGAUUAACGAAGCUCUCAUGUUGAAGAUCGUCGGUUUCUCCAUCACGCAGCAAAUCGCGGCCAUCAGCGAGGCCAGUGCUGGCCAGCUCGUCACCUCGAUUGCCGUACCUCAGCGCGAGAGUUCCAAUCUUUUGCGCGACGCCCGGUUCAGCACUCUCAACUUCAGUGACGGCGAAGAUUUGGGCGCCAACAAGGACAGCAAGGAUGCCGGUCUUCAGGCAUUACAUCUCCUGGUUAAAAACAAGGCAGCCAUUGCCGCGAUUCAUGAUGCUAUUAUUGCUGUUGCUGUUUGUCAAUUCACCACGAUGCUGAGUUUGAGCGAGCCAAUGGAACCAGCCAAGGCUCCUUCCAGCUAUGGGUUAGAUUCACUUGCUGCAGUCGAGUUUAGAAAUUGGGUGAGGUUGGAGCUUAAGGUGGAAGUGACGACUCUAGACAUCAUUUCUGCCACAAGUCUAGAGCAGCUGGCUCAGAAGAUUGUUGCGCGUUUGACAGCUGCAUAG